AUGCAGCUAUUUGGGAUGAUUCUCGAGAAGAAAUAUAAUAAAAUCAAUCCAAACGAUUCAAAAAUACUAUUUUUGCCUCCAACAACACUUGAAUUCUUUAGAUUCUAUCCUGAUGAUUCCGUGAUUCCAACCUUACAAUACUUUCCAGCUUUGAAAUAUCGCUACGUUUUUAUUCCAUUCACAAACUCAGUAUCACUCACCGAAACAGGAGAUCAUUGGGCAUUGUUAGUUUGGGAACCAAACUUCAAUUCACAAAACGCAAGUAACUUUUAUUAUUUAGAUUCAUCAGGACAAGGAAACAGAAAAUACGGAGAGAGCAUAGUAGAACGACUUUCGAAACUAUAUCAAAUUGCAAAAUAUAACUUUAUUCCUUAUUCAUCACCUCAACAAAACAAUCAUUCAGAUUGUGGAAUGUUUGUCAUGGCUUUCAUGGAAUGCAUUGCAGAACAUCUUAUAAUCGAAAGAAUUAAUGAUAUAGUUUCCCAGCAAUAUGUCACAAAACUCAGAAAAGAAUUUGAGCGAAAAUAUCUCAAACCUAAAUGGAAAGUACAUACUAAAUCAGCAGAAAAAUAA
Trichomonas vaginalis G3 is the source of this 573-nucleotide messenger RNA. Its product is annotated as protease family. The transcript has a single exon. The record is from RefSeq and is a predicted model, not a curated record. Gene Ontology annotation, biological process: proteolysis. NCBI's taxonomy places the organism in Eukaryota, Parabasalia, Trichomonadida, Trichomonadidae. Gene Ontology annotation, molecular function: deNEDDylase activity; cysteine-type peptidase activity. Bases 1 to 573 code for a protein of 190 amino acids.